AUGUCGCUGUCUGACUAUGAUAUCAUCUGUUGUACUGAAACUUGGCUGCAGUCUGCAGUACUUAGUUCUGAAUUAUUUACUGACAAAUAUGUUGUAUUUAGAGCGGACAGAAAUUUCUCUGCGAUGGGGUGUUCUAGAGGAGGUGGUGUCUUAAUUGGUAUUCGUAAUCAACUUGCUGCAUCAGAGGUAAAUAUGACUUUUAUCAGAGACGAUAUUCCCAGUAUUGACAUAAUUGGAAUGAAACUUAGAUAUAAAAAUGAAGUGACUUAUUUCUUUGUGAUAUACAUACCGCCUGACAAGAGUACUUCCUGCUAUGAAAGAUUCUUUGAACAUCUAGAAUCGCUUGAUUACCUCUUUGGCAAAAGUAUUUAUAUACUAGGUGACUUUAAUGUUCCCGAAUUUGUUAAUGAAAAUCACCUCCAAUCUUCUCACAAGCAGAAAACAAUUCAGUCUUUUAUGGGUUUCUUCGAUCUUUCUUAA
Molecule: messenger RNA, 480 nt
Organism: Acanthoscelides obtectus
Lineage: Eukaryota; Metazoa; Arthropoda; Insecta; Coleoptera; Chrysomelidae
Source: the annotation of a GenBank genome assembly